AUUGUGAUGCAAUAACUUCAUAAUAUUACGCCAGGUAGGACGGCUUUUAAUGUAAAUGAGCUAUGCGGCAUUUUCACUGCGUUUCGGUGUAGCUGCUACGUGACAUCAACCGGCAUCAACAAUGGCAACCAGUGCUGUUCGCGGUUUUACACAGUGUUUGUCUUUCUUUUUCUCAUCACCUUCAUGUUAUUCUACGAAUUUUUUAACCAUACCGAGAACACCUAAAAUGAAUCUUUGUUUAAAAAGAAAGUUGUCGUACUUGAAUUUUAAGUCGUUUGUGCUAUCACAAAUGUCUGAUAUUCCGGCGACGACGUCAUGCGGUUCGUGCAAGGUCGUUCAAGGUCGUGCACAAUGGUCUUACGUAAGUCCCAUCAAGUUGCAUCCAUUUUGUUCUGUCAGUUCUACUGACCACAGCUUUUCAGAGGUGAGGGUAAAGUAGUCUUAUAUCGUUGAAUGUUGUAAAACUAGUUUUUAGUUUGACUAGCAGUAGCUUUUCAUGCCAAAAAAAUUACUCAAUAGUUCCAUAUAUUGUGCUAUCCACUGGAUAGAGGGUCUGGAAGGGUAUUUUCGGGAUUCGGGAUUUGACCAAAAUACGGUGCGGGAAUCGGGAAAACGAUAAAUAUAUUGACGGGAUCCGGGAUUUGACUGUUCCCCAGGAACCAGGACUCGCCAAAAAUUGGGCACGGGAUGUAUGUUUGUGUGUCUGUCGGGAAGGGCGGAAACCAUCACGACCCACCGGUUCUAGCGGCUAAAGCGAAUUAACCAGGCGAGCGCUAAGUGGUGUCUCCUUUCAAACCAAACACCCUAUGGAGUGUCUGGUUAAUAGGUCUUAAUGGUUAACUGUCAAAGAGUAUUUUGUUUCAACCAGAUGCCAGAAAUGUGCACGUGGUGUGAUAACAUACCAGUUAUUGACUUGAUAUAUUGCUUAAUUAAGCUCUUCAGUCUCUUCCGCGGUCUCACUUUUUGCAGAAGCCUUUAAAAACACGCGUAAAUUCAAAAUAUCAAUCUAAAGGAUCAACCUACAUCUUACAUUUAUUAGCUUUUGUAGAAGUUAGACUUUUUAAUGUAUUUUUGUGGGAAAGAAAAGCGGGAUUCGGGAAACUGAUGAAAAAUGUGCGGGAUGCGGGAUUCUCGCGAAAAAGGGGCGGGAAUGCGGGAUCAGGACCCCCCCUUCCACACCCUCUGGAUAGUGAUUUAUUUGGUAGAUAGCAUUAUCCAGCGUUUGAACAACUGGGGCAGCUCUUUUACUGAUGGAGAUUUGGAGGAUGGGGUUUUUAUAGCCAUGGGAAGGAGAGAGAGAGAGCUAGAGAGUCUGUUGUCACUGAUUAAAAUUUAGCAUACACACUAUACAUUAUUUCUGGAAAGUGAUGUAUGGAUUAAGAAGGGGAUGUUCCCAGUCUCUUUUGAGUUUUGCUUAUUUAGGUGGGUAGUUCCCACAGUCUGAACUGGAUAAAUUUUCUGUCACAACUUCUUUAAGCCAUAUUUGAAAUUAACAUAAGGUACAGUGGUGAAUGCAGGUUCCAAGCAAUUUGGUGUUCUUGGAAAAAUUUGAUAAGCAUACACUGUAUGCCUUGCAAUAAUGUUUUAAUCAUCUUUUGUGAUGAAUUUAAAGUUCCUCUAUGGCUCAUCUAUUUAUCUUUUCUUAAUAAAAAAUACAGUUUUAAUUUUUAAUUUUUCUUGUUUCCUCCAGACCCUCAGAAUUAACAGAGUAGCAAAACGUGAUCAUAUGGAGGAAGAAAAGACUGAUUCCUUAUUACCAGCUGAUGGCUGGAGCUCUGAAUUGGUUGAUUUAUACAAGCAACUAACAAAUGAUUUAAUAGAAAAUGGAAAUGGAGACUGGAUAGAUUACAGAACAGCUUUGUAUGAUGGUGAAAAAAGACUAUUCACAAAAGCAGUCAUUUCAGAAUUUCCUGGAAAAUUUUUUGAAUAUCAAUUUUUCUUCAGCAAGAAAGAACAGAGAAUAAAAGGGGUUGUUCAGUUUGGACCAUAUACCCAAGGCCCACCUGGGUAAGUGAAAACCUUAGUAUGUUGAAUGACAUUUUUAAGCCUGUAAGACUGAACAAGGAUCCCCCAUACCCCUCUGCAAAAUUGUAUGUGAAAUUAAUUUGGUAAUUUAAAAGCCCAUUUCACACAUUACUGUAUUAAAUUUUGUUUGUGUCUUUAUGUUCAAGGAAAAGAAUCUGGAUCAUUAAAAGAUCAUGAAAUCACAAAUAAAAGCCACAAUCAUGCUUCACAGAAAAGGAAAUGUCUGCAUAAGAAUGAGAAAGCUGUCUUUUAAUUUUUAUAGGAAUUCUUACCUUUUUACCUUACUUUUUUGGGAAGUCUGGAGAACAUUGUCACUUGUACAUCGUUGAUGACCAUGAUGCAGGGUUCUCCAGAAGCUCUGGUGACCAGCUAAUGUCAUUAACUAGUUGUUGGUUCAGAGGCACGCCUACUGCUCACAGAAAAUGGUUUAUUAAGUGGGACAAUAAAAUAAUAUUUCAGUAUUUCAUUCUAUUUUGGUUCUUAGCACUUUUGUUUGAUUGAUGCCAAUGUUGAUUAAGAUCAUCAUCAAGAUCCUGAAAUGCACUUUUCAGGAACCCCAAAGUAAGAUUUCCCAGGGGAUGCUGCGGGAUUCUCCAAAUGAAAGUGUGGUAGCCUCCUUCCCAUACCUUAGUAACCCCUGCAUGCAGUUCUGCCAUGUGAAAGACAUGCCGUCCAAUCUAAGCAGUUGCCACCUACUUCAUUUUCCCCCCUUCUGGUUCAAAUAUUCUGGAGAACCCAUUUACAGUAUACACUCAUGCCAUGGCUUUCACUUUCAAGCCUGAAACUCAAAUUGAAAUAAAUGUCAGAUCAAAUAGGAAAAGAAUGACAAAAUUAUUAUUUUAUGAUGAUUUUUAUGCACUAUCCUCAGCUGUGUACAUGGGGGAGCCAGUGCAACUAUGAUGGAUGCAGCUAUUGGUGUAUGUGUAAACAAGAGUUUUUCCUCUAGUUGCGUCACAGUAUCAUUGUCCAUGAACUAUAAAAGGUGAGAUCACCGUAAGAUUUUGACCUUCAGGCAACAUGCUGCUAUGGCAUUCUGCAUAAGUUCAGUGUGCUUUGAAGCAAGAAAUAUGUUACAGCUCAGUAGGGUGCACAGAUAGCUUGACAGUCUACAUAGGAAGUGCAUGAAGUACCGGUGUAUAUAUGGGGCACCAAGAGAGGAGAUACUUGCUUAGGAAGAUAGAGAGGCCAAUAAUAAAAGGAGAAAGAGUGGGAGAGAGGUCUCUCUUCGCAUUCCUUGUCCCCCCUCAUUCUUACUAUUCAAAAACUCGUUGCAGGUAUAAAGCUCAAAUUUGGCACAGACGAAAUAUAUUCAGUUAUAAGACAUGGCAUUAAUGAGGUUAAACAUAAGGUUUUGAUCGUUUCCAUGGCAACAUGGAUGGUUCCUCAUGAAUUAGCGCACAGGUUACAAUUAAAAUGAGGAUUGUUAGUAAUCCUCAUUUUUCAAAAACAACAUGACCAAAUUGUACUUGAGAUAUCAUCGUUUCUUUACAUUGUCUAUGAAAGUCAACAAAACAAUGUUUUCCCUAAGUGUGCAUGCUCAACUCUUAUGCAUGCGCUGGGGUCACGCGAUGUAACAAAAGCGUCGAAAACGGAAGAAAUUGCUACAGACAACUUCUGGCCAUUUUUCUCAGCUUGUCCUCACAUUUUUUCUUGAAAAUCCCUUUGGCUGCAUGUCUUCUCAUGAUAACUAAAAUGUUAACAGGUGAGGGAUGAAGAAUUUCUAAAGGCAAAAACUUUGAGGUUCAAAUUUUUUUAAAGAUCACAUCAGUCUUUUGCGCGAGAGGAAACAAUUGCGUCAGUGAAAUUUCUUCGCGUGCCACAGAGAAACUGUGAAAACUGAACUGUAUCAGAAACUGUAAAGAAACUGUAUCGGAGAAAAUGUGUUCAGCCACCUUAAGAAUUUCAGAAAAAAAGUAAAAUUUGGCUCAAACCAGCCGUCAUUGUCCACAUCUGGAUUCUUGUUUGCCUGAUUUGACUCUGACCAUUCUUGAUCCUUUUUUUGGUACUCCACCCUUUUAAAUUUGCUGACAAUUUAUUGUUACUUUUUUUUUUUUUUCAUUACAGUUUUCUUCCAUUGGGCGCAAUUGCACUUGUUGAAUCCAAGGUUGAUAAGGUAGAAGGAAGAAAGGUUUUUGGUUCUGCUGAGCUCAAGUCUCCUGAUGGCAAAGUGACAUAUGUUACUGCCAAUGCUAUAUUUAUUCAAGUGAAUCCAGCAUCUUACAACAAGGAGACUGGCACCAAGAAAGAAUAAUGGAACAGAGAGUAUCUUUAGGCACUGGCUGGGAUAUGUGAAUUGUACUUCAUUUAUUUUUAGAGGUUGUAAUUAAACGGAAGUCUAAUUCCUGAGACAGCCGCACAUUUAACCCUUUAAGCCCUAAGAGGGAUCAGUGAAACAAGUUGAGGACAUACCAGAGUCCACUACAAACUGAUUUAUUUUUCAGCUGCCACAAUACAAGACAAACAAGAUGGCGGACUAACUUCAGUGCAUGAAAACAUGCCUGGAUAGUACUUUGUGUAAGGUAGCCCAAGGCAUACUCACUACAAUCAGCAUCAAAUUUCUCCUUGUUACCAUCAAAGCUUUGUAAAACAGAGCGGUCAUGAGAAUUACGGACAUGAUCACACAAGAUGAAUUUGCUUGACUUUUUAUCAACUUCUCCCUACUACUUCUGUAGAAAAUGAAUAGGGACAACAAAUGAGAAUUCAAAUUUUGAUCCUAGGGUUUAAAGGGUUAAAUAGAUUAUUUGAAACAAUACGGAGUCCGCACACGAAUGCCUCAAAGCAAACAAUGCAGAAUAUUAUGAUGGGGCUUGUUGAAUUCUCUCUUGAAAACACUGGAUAAAAGUUUGUGGACACUUCGAAUGAAUUUGAAGCAUUUAAUUGGUCUAAACACAACUUUGGGGUAAUUCACAUAUCCCAAGGGCCUGACUGGGUGUUCCACUCUCUGCCCCAUCAUUCCCUCUUGUUGGCACUAAAUUGAAGGAGCAAUUUAGCAAGUGUUAAUGAGCCAAGCUGUUGGAGUUUGCUGGCCAAAUCCACAUUCCUUUUAUCAUCAUUUUAUUUGUAUUUUAUUUGUAUGUAUAUGUACAUCC
Molecule: messenger RNA, 5114 nt
Organism: Porites evermanni
Lineage: Eukaryota; Metazoa; Cnidaria; Anthozoa; Scleractinia; Poritidae
Source: the annotation of a GenBank genome assembly